This is a messenger RNA of Phasianus colchicus (ring-necked pheasant), 4773 nucleotides long. It is a transcript of the gene TNNI3K, whose product is annotated as TNNI3 interacting kinase. Gene Ontology annotation, molecular function: ATP binding; RNA polymerase II-specific DNA-binding transcription factor binding; protein kinase activity. The record is from RefSeq and is a predicted model, not a curated record. NCBI's taxonomy places the organism in Eukaryota, Metazoa, Chordata, Aves, Galliformes, Phasianidae. Gene Ontology annotation, biological process: regulation of transcription by RNA polymerase II; protein phosphorylation. Gene Ontology annotation, cellular component: nucleus.
UAUAAAGUAAAUUUUAAAAAGCAAUCAAAGAAGAAAGAGAUACAGAAAAGAGCAGAAAUCCCAAAAUGGGAUGGGAAAAUGAGUUUGAAGUCUUCCUGUUUGAAGGGAAAUGGAUAUGAAAGGGGCAGGCAGCAGAUGGGCAGAUCUCUGCUAGCCAGAUUAAAGGAGGUUUGGAUUAUGCGAGUGGAAGGCAGCACUAUUUUGCUAUUGACCAAUUUUCUUGCACGGCUCUUAAGCAGAGGCUCUAAGAGGAAUCAUCCAUGCACACAGUCUCAAUUUAUUAUGACAUGGUUCCUUUGCUUGUAUAUGUGAGCACAAAGCCCAGUAGCCCACUUUGGUCUCUUCAGCCUUCAAUCUACUUGGACCAUGGGUUUUUUUAAUGCAUUUCUGUGAUGCUGGGUCCUGACUAAAAUGCUAACAGGGAGGUCAGCAUGUACAUAUCCAUACAGAUCUGGCCCUUUGUUGAUUUGUGCACAGUCUGCUUGAAAUGUGAGCAAAGCAGCUCGGACAUCCUCUGCCUGGGGGAAAACUCCAGCUGGAGCAGGGCUGGAGCAUCACAAAGAGCCCGGGUGUUCUCUGGUAUGACACAAUGUGUACAUUAUAAUUAAAAUACUCAGAUGCUCCAAAACCAUCCUGUGUGCUACAACUGGUGUUGACGUUAUCAGUUGAGGUCUUCUCUGGCCUCUUCAAAGCAAGGACCUUCAGCGCUCCUUGGGGAUCCUGAAAGGCUGUUUGGGAUUCAGCCUCACCAGUGCCUUUCUCUGUACAAGAUUGGUAGCCAGCUGCCAGAUUGCCUCCUCUCCACCAGUUUCACGUAUGCAACAGAUGAGAGCAAACAUUUCUAUUGAAACAGACAGUAGAUUUUUAAAGAGGCUGGUGAGGUACCUGCAUUAUUCUUUCACACUCGGCAGCACAUGCUGUUGUGCUCCAUGCCAUUGUUGCAUGACAUUCCGUUUGGCACAGGGUUUAUUUUUAGCCAGAGACUAUCAGAGUGUUUUUCAGCAGGACCGUCUCUGCUCCUGAGCAAGGAAUCAUAUUACUGCAAGAACUUUGCUGAAACAAAGAAGAUAUAUUGAACAAAUGGGGAAUUACAAAUCUAGACCAACCCAAACCUGCACUGAUGAAUGGAAGAAGAAAGUCAGUGAAUCGUAUGCUAUAAUCAUAGAGCGAUUAGAAGAUGACCUGCAAAUCAAAGACAAGGAGCUGGCAGAACUGAAGCAUGUUUUUAGCUCUGAUGAAGCCUUCUGCAAAGUCAAUUUAAAUUACCGCACAGAUAAUGGGCUCUCUCUUCUUCACUUAUGCUGCAUAUGUGAGGGUAACAAAUCACAUAUAAGAACUCUUAUGCUAAAAGGACUGCGCCCAUCCAGAUUAACAAGAAAUGGAUUUACUGCUCUGCACUUGGCAGCUUAUAAGGACAACGCAGAACUCAUAACAGCGCUGCUGCACGGCGGAGCUGACGUUCAGCAGGUUGGAUAUGGAGCCCUGACAGCCCUUCACAUUGCCACCAUAGCUGGGCAUCACCAGGCUGUGGAUAUUCUUUUGCAGCAUGGAGCUUAUGUGAAUGUUCAGGAUGCGGUUUUCUUCACCCCGUUGCACAUUGCUGCAUAUUAUGGCCAUGAACAGGUAACUCAUCUCCUGCUGAAGUUUGGAGCUGAUGUGAAUGCAAGUGGGGAAGUUGGAGACAGGCCUCUUCAUUUAGCUUCUGCCAAAGGCUUUCUCAAUAUUACAAAGCUCCUGAUGGAAGAAGGAAGCAAAGCUGAUGUGAAUGCCCAGGACAACGAAGACCACGUUCCUCUGCACUUCUGCUGUCGAUUUGGGCACCACGAAAUUGUCAAGUUCUUACUGCAUAGCAGCUUUGAAGUCCAGCCCCACGUGGUUAACAUCUAUGGAGACACACCGUUACACCUUGCUUGUUACAGUGGGAAGUUUGACGUGGUCAAGGAAAUGAUCCAACUCUCAGGAACAGAAAGUCUCACAAAGGAGAACAUCUUCAGUGAAACGGCUUUCCACAGUGCUUGCACCUAUGGAAAGAACAUAGAACUUGUGAAAUUCCUUCUCGACCAGAAUGUUGUAAGCAUCAAUCACCAGGGAAGAGAUGGACAUACAGGACUGCACUGUGCUUGCUACCAUGGCCAUAUUCGUCUGGUGCAGUUUUUGCUGGAUAAUGGAGCUGAUAUGAAUCUGGUCGCUUGUGAUCCCAGCAGGUCCAGUGGAGAAAAGGAUGAGCAGACCUGCUUGAUGUGGGCUUAUGAGAAAGGUCAUGAUGCCAUUGUGACCCUUCUGAAGCACUACAAAAGGCCUCAGGAUGAAUCACCCUGUAACGAAUACUCGCAGCCUGGAGGAGAUGGUUCCUAUGUGUCAGUUCCAUCCCCUCUGGGAAAGAUUAAAAGCAUGACUAAAGAAAAGGCAGACGUGCUCCUCCUCCGUGCUGGUUUGCCAUCGCACUUCCAUCUUCAGCUCUCUGAAAUAGAGUUCCAUGAGAUCAUUGGCUCAGGGUCUUUUGGAAAAGUAUAUAAGGGGCGAUGCAGAAAUAAAAUCGUAGCAAUUAAACGCUAUCGAGCCAACACCUACUGCUCCAAGUCUGAUGUGGACAUGUUUUGCCGUGAAGUUUCCAUUCUCUGUCGACUGAAUCAUCCAUGUGUCAUCCAGUUUGUUGGGGCGUGUUUGGAUGACCCAAGUCAGUUUGCUAUUGUCACUCAGUACAUUUCUGGAGGGUCGCUCUUCUCCCUGCUUCAUGAACAAAAGAGAACUCUUGAUCUGCAGUCUAAGUUGAUAAUUGCUGUAGACGUCGCCAAAGGAAUGGAGUACCUCCACAACCUCACACAACCUAUCAUACACCGUGAUUUGAACAGUCACAAUAUUCUGCUGUACGAGGAUGGACAUGCAGUUGUUGCUGAUUUUGGAGAAUCAAGAUUUUUGCAGUCCCUGGAUGAAGACAACAUGACAAAACAGCCUGGGAACCUGCGCUGGAUGGCCCCCGAGGUGUUCACUCAGUGCACGAGGUACACCAUCAAAGCGGAUGUGUUCAGCUAUGCUCUGUGUCUCUGGGAGCUGCUAACCGGCGAAAUUCCAUUUGCUCACCUAAAGCCGGCGGCGGCGGCGGCAGACAUGGCGUACCACCACAUCCGCCCGCCCAUCGGAUACUCCAUCCCCAAACCCAUCUGCGCGCUGCUGAUGCGGGGCUGGAACGCCUGCCCGGAGGGUAGACCAGAAUUCUCAGAAGUGGUCACAAAGUUAGAAGAAUGUCUGUGCAACAUUGAGUUGAUGUCUCCAGCUUCCAGCAACAGCAGUGGUUCUCUGUCUCCCUCCUCGUCCUCAGACUGUCUUGUUGCCCGUGGAGGACCUGGCCGCAGUCACGUCGCAGCACUACGCAGUCGUUUUGAGCUGGAAUACGCUUUGAAUGCAAGAGCUUACGCUGUCUGGUCACAGAGCACUGGGCAACACCCUUCUCAGAGUCUGUCUUUGGAUGAUAUGAGGAGAAACUUCCAGUACCCUCCAAUUGACAAAAACGGUUACGUGUCAGAUCCCAUGAGUACCAUGAGGUUUCACUCCUGCAGUAGCAGCUUCGAGGAAAGCAGCUGACAGGACCCUGCCUUCCUGCAGAGAGCUGCCAGGACCUGAGCAGCAAGAGUCAGACCGGGCAGCCCAGAACAGAACCACUCCAUCUGCUGGUGGUGAGCAUCCCCAUGAUGAGCUUUGUGCCAUCACCUGCUGCUGCUGACAUGGAGGAGGCAGCUUCUUUUGACUGUGUGUAUCUGCUUUUAACAAAGCUUUUACUAAAAUCAUAUGCUUCAGUUUUUCAGUAACAAAAAAAGUAACACAGGCACUCCAAAACAAACCUUUAAGCAGAAGGAAAACCUGAAAUGAAGUCGUCUUAGGAAACAGAACACAGAGCAGGGAAAUGGACUGUACUUACAUCCAUACCAAUAUGUGCCCAACUACAGCUGCUUUGUACCAUCUCCUGGUAACAUAUGGAUAGCAGACACUUGAAAAGAACAGGAAAAACUUUUACAGGCUGAAAAGCUCUUUACCUGGCCAAGUGCUUGUAAACAACUUUACUGGUAAUUAAAAUAGCUGGCUCCUUGUAGAAAGCAAUGUUUUUGUUAAUUGGUCUCUACAAAAGACGCACCAGGGUUCAGGGGAAAGCAUGCUGUAUAGCAGUGAUCAUUUACCAAUACAAAUGAGAACUCCGCAAAAUGUAAAUUACUGAACAAAAUCACACAGAAUCACAGACUGUCAAAGAGUGGAAGGGUUCUAAAAGGAUCAUCCAGUCCAACCCCUCUGGCAGAGCAGGAACAGCUAGAUCAGGUCACACAGAAAUGCAUCCAGGCAGGUUUUGAAUGUUUCCAGAGAAGGAGACCCCACAAGCUGUCUGGGCAGCGUUCUGUUACUCUCACUGUGAAGAAGUUUUUUCUCACAUUUAUGCGGAACCUCCUAUGGCCGAGUUUGCACCCAUUGCCCCUUGCCUUGUCAUAACAUACCCUAAAAGUCAUUUGCAGGAAUGGAAUUCACUUGUGCCAUUCCCUGAGAAGUCCAAGAAACGUGCUGAAACAAAACACUGAGGUUUCUUGUCCUACUUUUAAGAACAGCAGAGCCCGUAACCACAGCGAUAUUUGAGAUUGUUACACUGAGGACAUACAUACCAGGAAUAGAUGAUCUACAGCAAAACAAACCAGCAUCCCAGCAAGCGAGCCAUACCUCCCCCCGACACACAGCCUGGUACCCACACCUGGCGUGCCCUGCUGGAGCCCAGCACAGCAAGAGGACCUGGGG